UUGUCAUUUUCUGAUGUAAGUUUUAGAAUAGGCGAAAAAUUUGAGAAAAAGAAUGUCGAAGUUUCAGGCUUCCGAACAAGAAGAUGUUUCGAUUGGACAGGACAUUCAAAGGUAUCAACAACUUUUCACGGAACGGACCAGUCAAGUUAGUUUAUUUUGAGGUUUGGGGGGAAGGAACAAAACUAACAGGUGAGAUUCGAGCUUCAUUGAAAAAUAUUGGGUAAAGUUUUUAAUUCAUAAUUACUAUUGAGGAAAGUUGUUUAUAAAUUACUGUGUUUGAAUCAUGAAUUACACUUGAAGCUAUCGGAUCAGCUUCCAGAUUUUAUUAAAAAACAAACUAUGAAAUAUUUCACAGGUAGAUUUAUUUUUGGCAAAUAAUGAAUGGGACCCCAAAUGGGACCCCAAAUGACUGAAUGGGACCCCAUGCUGAAUGGGACCCCGGUGUUUAAAAAUCGUCGUGAUGAAUGGGACCCCAAAAUAAUAAAAUGGGACCACAGCAUUUUUUUGAAUUGUCUGAAUGGGACCCCGCAAAAAAAGGGACCCCGUUGAAUUUUUGUAUUAGUACGAAUGGGACCCCACUGAAAUUUUAUACUGAAAGGGAUACAAAAUUUGAAGCCUAAGCCUAGGCUAAAAAUCCUAACUAAGCCUAAGCGUAAAACCCUAACUAAGCAUAAGCCUAAAGGCCUAACUAACCGUAAGCCUAAAAUCCUAACUAAGCCUAAACCUGAAAUCCUAACAAAGACCUAAAACCCUGACUAAGCCUAAGCCUAAAGGCCUAACUAAGUCUAAGCCUGAAAUCCUAACUAAGCCUAAGCCUAUGCCUCACCCCAGUGCUGAGGAUACGUCUAAGUUUAAGAUUACCUGUGGUCCCAUUCUGAAGAAAUUUCAGUGGGGUCCCAUUCAUACUCAUACAAAAAUUCAACGGGGUCCCUUUUUUGCGGGGUCCCAUUCAGACAAUUCAAAAAAAUGCUGUGGUCCCAUUUUAUUAUUUUGGGGUCCCAUUCAUCACGACGAUUUUUAAACACCGGGGUCCCAUUCAGCAUGGGGUCCCAUUCAGUCAUUUGGGGUCCCAUUUGGGGUCCCAUUCAUUAUUUACCUUUAUUUUUUCAUAGUUUUAUUCACGCGAUUUCCAGUUCGUUUUGAAUUUAUUUAUUUUUUGUUUUAUAAUCUAUGUCUCAUUAAACUUCACAGUUUGUAUUCCGAGGCGUAACUUUUUUAAAAGAAAUAUUUUUUCUCACGUCAGUUUAGCUGCGAAAAAUAGGGUUUUCUUCAAAACUUCAAAAAUUUUCGGAAGCUAUGAGUUUCAAAAUGUUAACUUUCACUUUAAUCAAGAUGUUCGAAUCCAGAAUACCACGUAAGUAAUAAACUCUUCAAGAUCAACUUUUCCCAAACCUGACUCAUAAUUUUUCUACCCUUCAGUCAAGAGUAAACUUCCUCUUUCAAAAUAUAUUCUCCGCCUUCUCUCUGAUAAAAAACCAUAUAUAAACUCGAUGAAUGCACAAUUUCAUUAUCAGUUCACUUUUCUGAGAUUCUCAAAACUACUACAAUGUCUGAUAAUCAUUAUCAUCAUUGCGAAAAUGCAUAUAUUCCCUAUCCUCAAACAUAUGUCCAAAAUACUUGCCAGCCUGGAUUUAUGCAACAUCCAGCAGUUAUUCAACCUAUAAGUUAUGCUAACUCUUCACAUUCUGUUGUCAUUCGAGAACAAACACAUGUUCAUGUACCUCAAGUUUACGUAACUCCUAAUUAUGUCUAUCAAGAUCCACAUCAUCAUCAUCAUCAUUGUUAA
This is a messenger RNA of Caenorhabditis angaria, 1786 nucleotides long. Lineage: Eukaryota; Metazoa; Nematoda; Chromadorea; Rhabditida; Rhabditidae. The record is from the annotation of a GenBank genome assembly.